UUUUUCAGUUUGCGUCACUCUACGAAAUUCACACAAUGCUGUGAGCACCACAAAACAAACUACUGCUGUGGCCGCGUUUGGGUCUCCCUCGUGCCGCGGAAGACCUCGAAAUGAGCGCAGGGAUAUGUGGAAGUAACAGCGGAGAAACAACUAACAGUGCAGAAAUGUUUAAUUGAAGUGCAUGUGUCGCAAUGGCGGAAGUACCCUCGGGACUGUUGGAGGCAUGCGUGGUGCUUGGAGCCUCCAGUGAUAAGCUCAGAGACGUGUACCAGCUUCAUCAACAAAAUAAGUUUGUGGAGUUUCCCCUUCUGGAUGCAGAGGUACUGCAGGUCCAUAUCCCGCCUUUUGUUUCCAAGGAGGCCAAUUCCGGUCAUGUGAUUGGUCCUUCCUUUAGCCGUGUGCAGCGGCGGAGAAGCUUCAUCAAAAAGAAGAGGCGGAACCGCACUCCAGACUUGACGCAUAACGGAGGAGCCGCCAAUCAUUCAGAGGUAUCCUCGGCGACGGAGGACAUCAGCGUGCCGAAGGAUCUGGACCUUAUCGCUUUGCCCCAGCUCUGUUUUCCCGGUGGUCUUCAAUUGGCCAGCGAGCAGAGAGAAGAUGCUUAUCACUUUUUGGUUUUUACCGACCUGUUGGGGAACCGAACUCACGGAGUUGUAGCGCAGUGCUACAGAGCUGUCCAGUCCAAUCAGGAAGCUGCCCUCCAGAACGGCCAUCGGUGGAUUUCAUCGAAAUGCCGUCUUUUCUCGCCCUUUGCCGUGUGCGUCAUCUCCAAGUUCCCCUACUACAACGCCUUGAGGGACUGCCUGUCAUGUUUGCUAGUCCAGUUACGGCCUGCGAGACAAGCCGACUUAGCGGAAACCAUGAAGGAGUUUUCCGCCAAGUUGUCCCUCGUCCCUUUACCGCCUCCUGGACAACUACAUGUGUCCUUUAGCCUGCGUCCCCUGCUGGUGGUUCUUCCAUCCAAGGAGGACCAUGACGGCCCCAUCAUCGACGUAGAUUUGCACUUGCCUUUGCUGUGUUUCUCACACACAACACUCCUCCAGAUCUUGUCCUGCCUCCUCCAAGAACAACGGCUCGUCUUCUUCUCAUCCGACUGGGCCAGACUCACUCUAGUUGCAGAGUGCCUCUUGCUUUAUCUGCAGCCUCUCACCUGGCAGCACCCUUAUGUUCCCGUGCUGUCUCGAGGAAUGCUGGACUUCCUGAUGGCGCCCACGGCUUUCCUCAUGGGCUGCCACAUUAGUCAUUUUGAAGAAGUGGCUGCGGAGACGGAAGAUCUCAUCCUGGUCAAUAUUGACGAUGGUAUCAUUCAGUCAUCCUGGGCAGAUGUCAUCGACCUAGCCGCAAUUCCUCUGAGCGCAGCUGAGUGUUUCAUUUCGAGAGCCGAGUCGCUCCAGCUUCACUACGAUUUGGAGCAGUGUCACCUGGGAUCGGCCACCGAUGCCAUCGCUCUGCAAGCUCAGCGGCGAGUCUGGCAAGGACGACUCAACAAGCAGAUACAAAACAUCUGCCUGGAGCUCUUGGUCAACAUCUUCAGAGGGGUGCAGGACUUUCUCAACCACGAACACAGAGUUUUUAACAGUGAGGAGUUUUUGCGCACCAGGGAGCCAGCGGACCAGCCCUUUUAUAAGAAGGUUUUAGACACUCACAUUUUUCACUCAUUCCUGCGAGACAGGCUCAACAGGAAACAGGACAGCUUCAGCCGCAUGGAACAGAGGACGCGCAACAUAGCACACAGGAAUCACGGCGUGACGGAGUCGCCCCGCCGUCCUCCCAUGUCGGAGCUGUCCUGGAAUGGCUACAGCAGCUACGCCAGCCCGGACAACCGACUGAGCAAGCGCCUGGGAGCCAGCAUGCCCAACCUGGACCAGCCGUCCCACGAAUCUCUCACUGCCAUCAGCCCGGUUAGGCCAGCAUCUCUCCGGAAGAUGACCCCUGACAUUGGGUUGAAGUGUCCACAGAAAGCCGUGAAGGUUUUCCGCCUUCCCGAAUUCCCCCCUCCUUUGGCGUAUCAUUACGUCCAAAACUAUUAUUCGGAAAUGGUUGCAAGCUUGGACAAGGCUAUAAACGCGACUUCUCCUGAUGAAUCUGCCCUGCUGGCUAGGUAUCAUUACCUGCGUGGUUUGGUCAACACGGUGUCAAACAGACGUCUUGACGCUUUAGAGGACUUUCAGGGUCUUUAUAAGACAGACUCUGACAUCUUUCCUUUGCAGAUGGUUAAAUCUCUUGUGGACUCCCUGCCAGAAGCCGACCGUUUGCAGGCGGAUAAGCGGCCAGAACUGAAGCGCCUCAUUGUCCGCCUCAAGCGGGACCAGGAGCGCGAGCGAUACGACGCCAAGCACGAGGAAGGCACCGUAAAACGCUUCCAGCUGCCAAAAAAGUACAUGCAGCUGGAUGAGUUUGUGAAGUGCGUCCAGGAAUCCGGGAUGGUGAAAGACCAGGGGACCAUUUAUAGGCUUUUUGAUGCACUCACUGUUGGGCAUCAGAAGCAGGUUGGCCCCGAGUUGUUUCGCGUUUUCUACACCAUCUGGAAAGAAACUGAGGCUGAGGCACAGGAAGUAUGCCUGCCCGCAUCUGUGUUGGAGCACAUCGAACCCAGCGAGUGCGUCUUCAAGCUGUCCUCCUCGGUCAAGACGAGCCGUGGCGUGGGCAAGAUCGCCAUGACCCAGCGGCGACUUUUCCUGCUUACCGACGGGCGGCCCGGCUACGUGGAGGUGGCACAAUACAGGGAUUUGGAGGAGGUAAAAGUGUCCUCGGCUCCUUUCUUGCUAUUGCGAAUCCCCAGCUUGAAGCUGCGUGUGCGGGGCAGGAAGGAGGCCUUUGAGGCCAAUUUGAAAACGGAGACGGAACUUUGGAACCUGAUGGUCAAAGAGAUGUGGGCUGGUCGUGACAUGGCCGACCAGCACAAGGACCCCCAGUACAUGCAGCAAGCCCUGACCAAUGCCUUGCUCAUGGACGCGGUAGUGGGCAGCCUUCAGAGCAGCAAGGCCACUUACGCCGCAUCUAAACUGGCUCACUUUGACCGCAUCAAGAUGGAAGUGCCGAUGAUGGUUCCCAGGACGACGGCCGAGACGCUCAAGCACAAAAUCAACCCUUCGCUGGAACUGGCCGCGCCUCGCGCCAUAGACGUUCUUCUCUACACGCCAGGUCAGUUGUGGGUAUCUGUGAGUGGCGGCAAGGUGAUGGUGUUUGACGCCUCCAGCUGGUCCCUGACACACACUUGUCAAGUCGGCAACGCAAGACUGAACUGCAUGCUGGCUGUGGACAAAGACCAAGUGUGGAUGGGCUCCGAGGAUACCGUCAUCUACAUCAUCAGCAUGGUGGCCAUGGUCUGCAACAGGCAGCUGACAGAUCACAGGUCCGAGGUGACCGGACUGGCCCUCGACACGGAUAAAUACAGUCAGAAGGUGGCGUACUCCUGCAGCGCAGAGGGAACCGUCAUGGCGUGGGAUGUUUCCACAUUGCAAGUGAAGAAGAACUUUCGCCUCUCCUGUGACCGCCUGCACUCAGUAUACUGCAGCAGCGUGACCCUGUGGUGCUGUUCCAGGGACAGCAUUAUGGAGGUGUGGAGGAACGGCUCUUUAAAGCAUCGGCUGAACCUACCCGAGCAACACAAAGGCUCUGCAGCGACAUUCAGUGCUGUACUGCUGUUACCUGAGAGGGAGGAGGUGUGGAGCAUAUGCGUUGAUUCUGGAGACGUAUGCAUUUGGCCCACGAAAGAUGCGUCGAAGCCCUACCACCGAGUGGCACUACAGGACUGCACUGGAUGUCACUGCAUGAUUAAAGUGAAAAACCAGGUGUGGGUCGGCGGAGUCGGACGCUCUUCCAGCAAAGGGAAGGUCUACAUAUUGGAUGCGCAGCGGCGCCAGGUCCUCAAGGAGCUACACGGCCACAGCGACAAGGUGACGACGCUGUGUUCGGCCGAGGACCGCUACGUCCUCAGCGGCGCCGCCCAACACGAUGGGAAGAUUGCUAUCUGGAAGGUCGAGUAAGAAGUGUUGUUUAAAAUUGUUGGGUCCUCACAUGAUUCCUUUCACUUGCGCACACGUGUGUAGGGAAAAUGGAGACUGACGCAGAAAAGCGGUUUCAGCGUCGACCUUAUUCCCUCAGUAUCGACAGUAGUAUUACGUGGAGGCUUUUGUAAGCCAGGCCUGGCCUCCAGCUGUGAAUUCAUACAAUUUAGUGGAACUUAGUGGAACUUUUUAUUCCGCUCGUGAGUUUUUUCGUGAGUGACACAUCUUUGCCAAAGAUGUCACAAAAGAUGGCAAAAGACACAGUAACCCUCGGUUUAACCCAGGAUGAGCGUACACGAAUUAUUUACCAGUUAUAUGUACCAUAAUAUUUCACUUGGUUGCUGCCUUUUAGCAGGCAUUUUUUCCAACUCUUUUUCAGUCUGAUGUUUUUUUAUAGAAAACACUAACAUGGAAUUGGCACACUAAUUUCACCCAGCAAUUGGACAGCUUUGGGGGUAGAAUGGGAGUUGAAACAGAGGCUUCGAAAUGCAGGCAGUUGUCCAACUUUUCCUCAUGUUGCUAUUCUGUGUAAAUUGCAUGGAAUGCGGCGGCAAAAAAAAAAAACUGACCUGCACUGGACCAUUUAAUGCCUUUGAAGACAUCAGACCUGUAACAAUCGCUAGAUCUGACAUUUUUUUCCACGUUACUUUUCUGUGUAUAUGGCACCAUCAAUCCAUGAAAUGUAAGAAUGGAUUUGACUGCAAUCAAUGACAGGUCAUGUCAGAGUCCAAACAAACGCAUAUAAAAUCUGGCUUUUUUUUUUUUAUCUUGUUGCUUUUCUGGAAAUGGCACCAACACGGAAUGACGGGGAUGCCUUCGAAUGAAUUCCGCAAUGCCGGGAAGCAAGUGUGAAGUUGAAAACUCACCAUGCACUUCUUGCCCUCUUGUGUUGAAAGCAACUCUCACAGUCACGUGCACCAGCAUUCUUUUUUUUUUUUUGUUGUCCCACCUUUAUUGGAAUAAUCCUACCUUUUGUGAGGUUCUGUGUAAAAUGCAGGUGGUCUUCUUAAAGCUCCAAUACAGUAUUUGUGCAGGAGUCUGUACUAUUGCUGCUUUAGCCAUAUUGUACCGAAUAGCCCGGACAGAGCCUUGCAGUUCAAAAAGUAACGUUUCAGAGAAAAUGCAUGGUCCUCAUGACACUUUUUCUAUUCGCCAUCAUUGUAUAAAGUUCAGCUUUUAUUAAAAUUCACCUCACUUCUGUUUUAAAGGAACAAACAUGGAAUGGUAUGGAUGAAUUUGACCCCACGGAGGUCGUGACAGGGUUGUGUGUGAACGACAAAGUCAGAUGUCGUUUUUGUGGGAUCUUCUAUCCCUUACUUUUAUGAAGGAAAUAAAAUGAACGAAAUAAAAACAAAUAAGAAAAAUAACUUUACGGUCAUAUGCCUCAAACAUAUUUAUACCUCACUAUUUAAUCCAUACUGGAGAUUAAUUGCCAUUUUUUUUAUCCCGUUUGUUUUUCUAUUGCAAUCUAAAUGGCACUUUCUGCUGCGGUGGGAGAAAUUUAACACAUGCUGCUGUUGGAUUUAAUGUGAUGCUUUGUAUGAAAGUGUACAAAACACUUGAGAUUUUUAGCAGUAAAUGCUUAAUGUGCAACGUCAA
Molecule: messenger RNA, 5609 nt
Organism: Hippocampus zosterae (dwarf seahorse)
Lineage: Eukaryota; Metazoa; Chordata; Actinopteri; Syngnathiformes; Syngnathidae
Gene: dennd3a
Product: DENN/MADD domain containing 3a
Exons: 30
Coding region: 192-3989 (1265 amino acids)
Biological process (GO): regulation of Rab protein signal transduction
Cellular component (GO): cytoplasmic vesicle
Molecular function (GO): protein binding
Source: RefSeq, a predicted model, not a curated record